UCAGUCGCGGUUGCGUCGAUGGAGUUGACGUAAUCUCUUCGGUAAAUCAAGGCAGUCUAUCAAUUCUUUUUCGCUUGUGUGCAGAUACAGGACUUCCUUUUUAAUUUAAACUGGAAAACAACGGAAAAAUACGUCGCACGCAUUGGAAGUCCGGCGGAGGAGGCCGCUAUAAUGGGUGUUUUUCAUAAAAGUGGACGUUACAACCAAUGUUCUGCUUGCAGAUACUGAUAAACACUGACGCCCAUAGUGGUCGCUGCUCCCGUAUGGUCCCGCUGUCGUCUCACUGAAAACCUCCAAAAGCAGGAAGGACCUAUUUCUGAAAAAAGGAAGAACAAUCCUCUUGGGAUCCGGCCGUAAACGCCGCCGCCAUGUCGGGGUCUGUGAAAGUCGCGGUCCGGGUUCGACCCUUCAACUCCCGGGAGAUGGGGAAGGACUCCAAGUGCAUCAUUCAUAUGCAAGGCAACUCCACCACCAUUUCAAACCCUAAAUUCCCCAAGGAACCAGCAAAGAACUUCAGCUUUGAUUACUCCUACUGGUCACACACUACACCAGAGGAUCCAGCUUUCUCGUCACAGAACCUCGUGUACAACGACAUCGGGAAGGAGAUGCUGCAGCACGCCUUCGAGGGCUACAACGUCUGCAUCUUCGCCUACGGCCAGACGGGGUCUGGGAAGUCCUACACCAUGAUGGGCAAGCAGGAGGAGGGGCAGGAAGGCAUUAUCCCCAUGCUCUGCGAGGACCUCUUUGAGAAGAUCAACGAGGACAACACUCCAGGGGACCUGUCCUACUCAGUGGAGGUCAGCUACAUGGAGAUCUACUGCGAGCGCGUGCGCGACCUGCUCAACCCCAAGAACAAAGGGAACCUGCGCGUGCGAGAGCACCCCCUGCUGGGCCCCUACGUGGAGGACCUGUCCAAGCUGGCUGUCACCUCCUACACCGACAUCGCUGACCUCAUGGACGCCGGCAACAAGGCCAGGACGGUGGCCGCCACCAACAUGAACGAGACCAGCAGCCGCUCCCACGCAGUGUUCACCAUCGUGUUCACGCAGAAGAGGCACGACAACGAGCCCGAGCUCUGCACAGAGAAGGUCAGUAAGAUCAGCCUGGUGGACUUGGCCGGCAGCGAGCGAGCCGACUCUACGGGGGCCACAGGAACCAGACUAAAGGAGGGCGCAAACAUCAACAAGUCUCUGACCACGUUAGGGAAGGUCAUCUCUGCCUUGGCCGAGGUGGAUAACGGUCCCACCAAGAGCAAGAAGAAGAAGAAGAGUGACUUCAUCCCGUACCGAGACUCCGUUCUCACCUGGCUUCUCCGGGAAAACCUCGGCGGGAACUCCAGAACCGCGAUGGUGGCCGCCCUCAGCCCCGCAGACAUCAACUACGACGAGACGCUCAGCACGCUACGCUACGCCGACCGCGCCAAGAACAUCAAGUGCAACGCGGUGAUCAACGAGGACCCCAACAACAAGCUGGUCCGGGACCUGAAGGACGAGGUGACCCGUCUGAAGGACCUGCUCCGCGCCCAGGGCCUGGGCGACAUCCUGGACAACCUCAAAGACAUGCAGAACAAUGAGCACCGAUACUUGCUAGCCUCAGAGAACCAACGGCCUGGCCUCUUCUCCACAGCGCCCCUGGGCUCCCUGACCGCCUCGCCCUCGUCUGGGUCGCUCUGCAGCCCGGCGGGCCUGCAGUCGGCCAGCAGCAUCCAGGAGCGCAUCAUGUCCACCCCCGGGGGGGAGGAGGCCAUCGAGAGGCUGAAGGAAUCGGAGAAGAUCAUCGCUGAGCUCAACGAGACAUGGGAGGAGAAGCUCCGGAAGACGGAGGCCAUCCGCAUGGAGAGGGAGGCCCUGCUGGCCGAGAUGGGCGUGGCCAUCCGCGAGGACGGCGGGACCCUGGGCGUCUUCUCCCCUAAAAAGACCCCCCACCUCGUUAACCUGAACGAGGACCCCCUCAUGUCGGAGUGCCUCCUCUACUACAUCAAAGACGGGAUCACCAGGGUGGGCCAGGCGGACGCGGAGAGACGGCAGGACAUCGUUCUGAGCGGCGCCCACAUCCGGGAGGAGCACUGUGUGUUCCGCAGCCAGAGGAACGCCAACGGAGAUGUGAUCGUCCUGCUGGUUCCCUGCGAGGCGUCAGAGACCUACGUCAACGGUAAACGGGUGGAGGACUCCACCCAGCUGCGCUCAGGCAACCGCAUCAUCAUGGGCAAGAACCACGUGUUCCGCUUCAACCACCCGGAGCAGGCCCGGGCGGAGCGGGAGAAGACCCCCACGGCGGAGACCCCCGUGGAGCCCGUGGACUGGACCUUCGCCCAGAGGGAGCUGCUGGAGAAGCAGGGCAUCGACAUGAAGCAGGAGAUGGAGAAGAGGCUCACUGAGAUGGAGAUUUUAUACAAAAAGGAGAAGGAGGAAGCAGACCAGCUCCUGGAACAACAGAGACUGGUGUAUGAGAGCAAACUGCAGGAGCUGCAGAAGCAGGUGGAGACGCGCUCCCUGGCGGCCGAGACCCCCGACGAAGAGGAGGAGGAGGAGGAAGAGGAGGAGGAGGAAGUGCCGUGGACCCAGCACGAGUUUGACCUGGCCCAGUGGGGCUUCAGGAAGUGGAGGUACCACCAGUUCACCUCUCUGCGUGACCAGUUGUGGGGCAACGCCGUGUACCUGAAGGAGGCCAACGCCAUCAGCGUGGAGCUCAAGAAGAAGGUCCAGUUCCAGUUCGUGCUGCUGACGGACACCCUGUACUCCCCGCUGCCCCCCGAGCUGGUGGUCCCGGAGCCCCAGAAGGAGCGCGACGCGCGGGCCUUCCCCCGCACCGUGGUGGCCGUCGAGGUGCAGGACCUCAAGAACGGGGCCACCCACUACUGGUCCCUGGAGAAGCUCAAGCAGCGGCUGGAGCAGAUGAGGGAGAUGUACGACCGGGCUGGAGAGAUGGCCUCGUCCAAUCAGGAGGACUGUGAGGGCACGAUGACAGGAAACGACCCCUUCUACGACCGCUUCCAUUGGUUCAAGCUCGUGGGGAGCGCCCCCAUCUUCCACGGCUGCGUCAACGAGCGGCUGGUGGACCGCACCCCCUCCCCCACCCUCUCCACCACCGACUCGGAGAUCACGGAGAUGGCGGACGAGCGGCACAGCGAGAUGUCGGACCUGCUGGACGACGAGGCGUUCGUGGACGACGCCAGCUCGGACGCCGGCACGGAGGAGGAGGGCUCGGACCUGUUCAGCGACGGCCAGGACCCCUUCUACGACCGCUCCCCCUGGUUCAGCCUGGUGGGAAGGGCCUUCGUCUACCUGAGCAACCUGCUGUACCCAGUGCCACUGGUGCACCGCGUCGCCAUAGUGACGGAGAAGGGCGAGGUGCGCGGCUUCCUGCGGGUGGGGGUCCAGGCCAUCGCAGCGGACGAGGAAGCCCCUGACUACGGCUCGGGGGUGAGGCAGUCGGGGACCGCCAAGAUCUCCUUCGAUGACGAGUACUUCAAAAAGAUCGACUUCCCCCCCAUGGUGAUGACCCGCUCUGGCCUCUCCCUGGAGGAGCUGCGUUUCGUGGAGGGUCAGGGCCAGAGUUCAGAGGUCAACACGCCCUCGGAGGAGCUCAACAGGAUCAAUGAUAUGGACCUGAAGCUGAAGGAGGGCGACGGCAAGCUGCUGGAGGGCGGGGAGCUGGCCGGCCAGCUGGAGGUGGGCAGCGUGUUCACCUUCCGCGUCACCGUGCUGCAGGCCAGCGCCAUCCUGCCCGAGUACGCUGACAUCUUCUGCCAGUUCAAUUUCCUGCACCGUCAUGACGAGGCGUUCUCCACUGAGCCGCUGAAGAACACGGGGAAAGGAGCUCCGCUGGGCUUCUACCACGUCCAGAACAUUUCGGUGGAGGUGACGGAGUCGUUCAUCGAGUACAUCAAGACCAAGCCCAUCGUGUUCGAGGUGUUCGGUCACUACCAGCAGCAUCCGCUGCACCUGCACGGCACGGAGCUUGUCAGGUCUUCUGCCCCCUCCAGGAAGUACUACCCCAUCCCAAUGCCCCUGUCCAAGCCAGUGGCCGCAACUAAACUCAACACCAUCACCAAGUCCAACCUGGGUCAGUGUGUGAGUCGCUACGACCUGCUGGUAUGGUUCGAGAUCAGCGAGCUGGAGCCCACCGGAGAGUACAUCCCAGCUGUGGUGGACCACAGUGGGGGGCUUCCCUGCCACGGCACAUACCUGCUGCACCAGGGCAUCCAGAGGAGGAUCACGGUGACCCUGAUCCACGAGAAGGGCAGCGAGCUGCACUGGAAGGACGUCCGCGAGCUGGUCGUGGGUCGCAUCCGGAGCAAGACGGAGGUGGACGACAGCGCGGCCGACGCAGUCCUGUCACUCAACAUCAUCUCCGCCAAGAGCAUCAAGUCCUCACACAACUCCAACAGGACCUUCUACCGCUUCGAGGCGGUGUGGGACAGCUCUCUGCACAACUCCCUGCUCCUGAACCGGGUCACCCCCUACGGAGAGAAGAUCUACAUGACCCUGUCCGCCUACCUGGAGCUGGACCACUGCAUCCAGCCUGCCAUCGUAACCAAAGACAUCUGCAUGGUGUUCUACUCCCGGGACGCCAAGAUCUCCCCCCCACGGUCCCUCAGGAACCUCUUCGGGAGCGGCUACUCCAAGACCCCCGACUGCAACCGAGUGACGGGCAUCUACGAGCUCAGCUUGUGCAAGAUGUCCGACACAGGAAGCCCAGGCAUGCAGCGCCGGCGGAGGAAGGUGCUGGACACCUCGGUGGCCUACGUCCGCGGGGAGGAGAACCUGGCGGGCUGGAGGCCCCGGGGGGACAGCCUGAUCCUGGAGCACCAGUGGGAGCUGGAGAAGAUGGAGCAGCUCCACGAGGUGGAGAAGACGCGCCACCUGCUGCUGCUGAGGGACAAGCUGGGCGAGGUGCCCCCCACCUCCACCUCCACCACCACCACCUCCACCCACAAGUCCCUGAGCGAGUCCCUGUCCCCCAGCAUGAGCUCGGGCACUCUCUCCAACUCCACCUCCAUCUCCUCGCAGAUCUCCUGCACCACCUUCGAGAGCGCCGUCACGCCCAGCGAGAGCAGCGGCUACGACUCGGCCGACAUCGAGAGUCUGGUGGACCGCGAGAAGGAGCUGGCCACCAAGUGCUUACGUCUGCUGACCCACAGCUUCAACAACGAGUACAGCCAGCUCUGCAACAGCAUCAGCGACUGCAAGCUGUCGGACAUCUCGCCCAUGGGUCGCGACCCCUCUGUGACCAGCUUCAGCAGCGCCACCCUCACCCCCUCCUCCACCUGCCCCUCCCUCUCCGACUCCCGCUGCGGCUCCAUGGGCCAGAAGACCCCGGAGAACGGCUCCCGGGCCUGCAGCCCGUCCUGCUCUGACUACGAGUCGUUCCCCGCGGUGCCCAGCCUGGAGGCCUCCUUCCUCGCCCGCGCCGGCAAGAACGAGUUCCUCAACCUGGUCCCCGACAUCGAGGAGAUGAGGCCAGGGUCGGUGGUGUCCAAGAAGGGCACGCUGAGCUUCAUGGAGCCGCGCUCCAACUCGUGGGUGAAGCACUUCGUGGUGGUGCGCCGGCCCUACGUCUUCAUCUACAACAGCGACAAGGACCCCGUGGAGCGGGGGGUCCUCAACCUGUCCACCGCCCAGGUGGAGUACAGCGAGGACCAGCAGGCCAUGCUCAAGACCCCCAACACGUUCGCUGUCUGCACCAAGCACAGAGGCAUCCUCCUGCAGGCCAGCAACGACAAGGACAUGAACGACUGGCUGUACGCCUUCAACCCCCUGCUGGCCGGGACGAUAAGGUACCAGCUAGGCUUUAGCACCGCUAGCCGGGACGAUAAGGUACCAGCUAGGCUUUAGCACUGCUAGCCGGGACGAUAAGGUACCAGCUAGGCUUUAGCACCGCUA
This is a messenger RNA of Gadus chalcogrammus (walleye pollock), 5885 nucleotides long. It is a transcript of the gene kif1b, whose product is annotated as kinesin family member 1B. Bases 369 to 5837 code for a protein of 1822 amino acids. Gene Ontology annotation, biological process: microtubule-based movement; cytoskeleton-dependent intracellular transport; vesicle-mediated transport. Gene Ontology annotation, molecular function: ATP hydrolysis activity; microtubule binding; plus-end-directed microtubule motor activity. Gene Ontology annotation, cellular component: axon; kinesin complex; cytoplasmic vesicle. The record is from RefSeq and is a predicted model, not a curated record. The transcript has 47 exons. Lineage: Eukaryota; Metazoa; Chordata; Actinopteri; Gadiformes; Gadidae.